GACAACCCGCUAUCAUCCGUGCACAUUCAAACGCCUUCAAAUCUCCCCAGCGCCCGACAACAGGUCAUUCUCGAUUCCCCUCGUUAACAUCCCCCAAAUUUCACGACUUCUCCUCCCCAAAUCAAGCUCCGGCUCGCUCGGCCCCAGAUCGCGGCCGGGCUAUCCAUGGCGGGGGCGGAGGCGGUGGAGAGGGCGCACGAGCUCUACAGGGGCGGCCGCCACCGGGAGGCGCUCGAGCUCUACUCGGCGGCGCUGGCGGCGGCGCGGGGCCCCGCGCAGCGCAUCGCCCUGCACAGCAACCGCGCCGCCUGCUACCUCAAGCUCCACGACUUCCACAAGGCCGCAGAAGAGUGCACAUCUGUCCUCGAGUUGGAUACCGAGCAUGCUGGAGCUCUCAUGCUACGUGCCCAGACUCUUGUCACUCUAAAAGAUUACCAGUCGGCUCUAUUUGAUGUAAACAGGUUAAUUGAGAUAAAUCCAUCCUCUGAAGUAUAUCGGAACCUUCAUGCGCGACUGAAGACACAGCUGUCGCUAGCCCCGAUUCCAGAGUCUGAAGAGGAGUCCCUGUAUACUGAAGAAGACAAAGAAGAUCUGCCACCAAAAGACAAUACAAAGAAUGAGACUGUCGUUGUUAAGUCUGAUCAACCUUCUGCAAAAGUGAUUCUUGAAAAUAAACCUGUAAUGAAAGCUCUGAAGGUUGAAGUGCCUCCCAAUCUGCCUUCAAAACCCGAGGGUGGGGGGACCAUACAAAAACCAAAGGGCCAUUCAGAGCUUGAUUACAAGGAACCUUUAACGGAAGCUCCAAAGGUUCAAGUGUCUCCCAGUCUGCCUUCGAAACCCGAGUGUCGGGGGACCAUCCAAAAACCGAAGGGCCAUUCAGGGCUUGAUUACUCGAAAUGGGACAAAGUUGAGGAUGAUUCGAGUGAAGAUGACGAGGAUGAUGACGAAGAUGACUUGCCACGGUAUAAGUUCAAAGUCAGAACCAUCGGUGUGCGUACCGUGAAGUGAAUGGGAUUCAUCAAUAAAUAAGUUUACUCCAUGGUCUGUGGAUAGCCGUUUGACAGCAUCCCUACUAACUUUGGUCCCAUCUGUUCGGUUACAUCUUGACAUACUUGGAUGAAGUGUUGCCGAUUGGUGUUUGUUUAACUCAAGCUCACCGGCGGGUGAAGACAUAAGUACCCGCUGCUCUCAUGCUCAGGUUUAUGGAUCUGGAACCUUAGCCGAGGAAACAAGUCUGGAGUAAAAUCAUGUUUUCAGCGCAGCCGUGGGAUGGAGCACAGCAUGCAAAUCCUGGAGGGAACCCCUUUAGAUUCAAGCUAACAAUCUUAGAUUCUUAGCCCAUUGUUCAUCUUCAUAGAUUUUAUAGCCUAGCAGUCUCUGUACAUGGAUUUUGCGCAUUCAUCAUGUAUAAAAAGCUUAUUUGUCUCUGCAAAUUUGAUGCUAAUAUUUCAUGAUCCAACCAAUACUGGUUCCUUUUUUGUUCAA
This is a messenger RNA of Triticum aestivum (bread wheat), 1485 nucleotides long. Its product is annotated as protein unc-45 homolog A. Gene Ontology annotation, molecular function: protein binding. The record is from RefSeq and is a predicted model, not a curated record. Bases 166 to 1008 code for a protein of 280 amino acids. The transcript is spliced from 4 exons. NCBI's taxonomy places the organism in Eukaryota, Viridiplantae, Streptophyta, Magnoliopsida, Poales, Poaceae.